Molecule: messenger RNA, 2425 nt
Organism: Ornithorhynchus anatinus (platypus)
Lineage: Eukaryota; Metazoa; Chordata; Mammalia; Monotremata; Ornithorhynchidae
Gene: RAB22A
Product: RAB22A, member RAS oncogene family
Exons: 7
Coding region: 243-827 (194 amino acids)
Molecular function (GO): GTPase activity; GTP binding
Source: RefSeq, a predicted model, not a curated record
GGCGGCUCCCGCCGAGGCUCGUCGGGGUCCGGGCGGCCGGUCCCGCUGCUCCCGCUGCUCCCGCUGCCGCUGAGGGCGAAGGCCGGGGCCGGGCGACGGGCGAGGGGAGCCGGCGCGGGAGAGACAGCGCCGCGGGGCCCUCGGGGCCGUCCGUGCCCCGGUUGCCGGGGGAUGCUUGUGUUGGGCCCGGGCUCUCCUCCGGCGUAGGGCGGCGGCGGCGGCGGCGGCCCCGGCUCCUGGACAUGGCGCUCAGGGAGCUGAAAGUUUGCCUGUUGGGGGACACAGGAGUAGGCAAAUCAAGUAUCGUAUGGCGCUUUGUAGAAGACAGUUUUGAUCCAAACAUCAAUCCAACAAUAGGAGCAUCUUUUAUGACGAAGACUGUCCAGUAUCAAAAUGAGCUACACAAAUUCCUAAUUUGGGAUACAGCUGGACAAGAACGAUUUCGUGCCUUAGCACCAAUGUACUACCGAGGCUCAGCAGCAGCUAUAAUAGUUUAUGACAUCACAAAAGAAGAAACAUUUUCAACAUUAAAAAAUUGGGUAAAAGAGCUUCGACAGCAUGGACCCCCAAAUAUUGUUGUAGCUAUUGCAGGAAAUAAGUGUGAUCUUAUUGAUGUAAGAGAAGUCAUGGAAAAGGAUGCUAAAGACUAUGCUGAUUCGAUCCAUGCAAUAUUUGUAGAGACGAGUGCUAAAAAUGCAAUAAAUAUAAAUGAACUGUUUAUAGAAAUUAGUCGAAGAAUUCCAUCAACCGAUACCAACCCCCCAUCUAGUGGUAAGGGCUUCAAACUAAGAAGACAGGCUACGGUGCCAAAACGCAGCUGCUGUUGACUGAUACUCAGCCGUUAAGACUUGCUAAUAAAGUAGGUGGUCUUGAAAGUUAAUGGGGGGUUUUUGAGUUUGUAGGAUGUCUUGGAUUUUCACCUGGUUCAUCUUCCUACAAAAAUCGACCGAUUCAUUCCUGGCAUUGCUCACUUCCUGAAGACUGCAGUAGUGAAAUUUCAGUCCACUUAGAAGUCCCGACAACCAGAUGGAAUACGUCAUCAAGUAUUUGGUCUUUCUGCAAAAGAAUGUAUAAUUGUAUUGAUAGAAAAUGUUAAAAAUAUUUAGCAAUCUUGUAAUCAAGAUUUUAUGUGAUAUUUUGUAAAGGGAAAUACAGCACUUUCUUGGUUCUUGAAAAUAGAUUUUGAAAUUAUAGUUUUAAAACGAAGCGAUUAGCAUUCCAUCAAACCUUGUUAAAAGUCUGACCAUUUUAAAUAUUGCAGAAAAUCCAAGUGGAAGGAGGGCAACUGUUAGAUGUAUCCAAAAUUUAAGUUACAACAGGACUAAUGGAAGGGAUCUCAACCUCUGCUGUCCCCAGAGCACUUUUCAUUUAAAGGUAUUAGCAAAAACGUGAAUGCAAACUUAAAGUCUUGGUAAUUCUUUUUUUAAAAAAAAAAAUUUUACAUUAUAAUUUGUGUUCGCAGAUACAUUUAUACACACCUUUUUUUUUAAUAAGCUCACUAUCAAGAUGGUGGUAAGAGAACAUAGCUAGAACAAAGUAAAUUUAACAUUCUCAACUGACUGGCAAUAAAUGCAAAAAAAGUGUAAAUGAUGCCAAUGUUUUUAUUUAGCCCAAAUGGUUUUGGGGAAAUAACUAUUUGUUGCUUAGCACAUGUAAAGUUUUGUAUUAUAUUUAUGAGAUCAGUACUUUAAAGUAUUAUAAAUGAUGUAAAUAUGGUAGAAAAUUCUUAGUUUCAUUCAGCACCCCAUUUAACCUUGCCCUGAGUCUAGGUUUACUCACCAGUUUCCAGCUGUUCUUUUUGGAAAUAAUUUGAAUACACUCCCUUUGAAGGACAAUUAUAUUGUUCUGAGAAGAGCAUUUAGCACUUAUUGAAAGAAAUUAUUCAAAAUUAGCCACCUCCCCCCACCCUAUUUGGGGAUACAUACUAAGUUAAGUAUAUCACCUUAGCAGCACCCUCUACCCCUUACUGCAUGAGGCACAAAAGACUAGGCUUGAAACCCAAAUUACUUGCCUGAUACUGAUGAAAAUUACUCAUGAGUCAGGGGUAAACCUCAGAUCUUUUACUGUAAGCAGUUCAGUUUAGCCUUCAGUAUCUUUAUACUGCCAGUGCUAAUGAUAACACUCUUCUCUUUUCCUCCACUCUCUCCCUUGAGGACCCUAACAAGCAUUUUAAUAGCGUAGUCUAAGAAUAAAACAUUAAGCCACAUCUGAAACUUCCUGGUUCAUCGAAGCAUUGUCCCACAUUACGUAUCUCAACUGAAGAAAAAAGAAUAAAUAGGAAAUGGAACUGUGUUUAAUUUACAACUAAAUCAUGUUGUUCAGAAACCUUAGAGCUGUUCUUAAACAAAUAAUUUGAACUGUUAUGGUAAUUGUCUGUGAUGAAUUCAUAAUAUGAAUAGGACUUAAUAAAAGUUAUAAUCUGAAA